AAUAUGACUACCUAUAAAAUAAUGAAAAAUUCAUUAGCGUAAAAGAAAAUGAAUUUUAAAAAAUUAACAUAGCAAUAAUUCAGUUGGAUGAGAGACCAUUUGCUCAAAGAGCCCAAGAUAAGCAAACAAAGGAAUCAUUUUACCCCCAAUACCAGUCUUUGUAUGUGGAACUAAGCGACUAACUGACAAGGCGGCAUACCAUUGUCCCCUUAAAAAUGGUUGAGUUCGAUGCAACGGAUGAUGCCAAUGCGGAGCUGUUGAACAAACUGAAACACUUGGAUGUGCGUGUCGAGACCGUGGAGGCCAAUAAAGGAAUCUGCAAGAAAAGUUUCUGGAAAUCCUUGAAAUUAAGAUCAGCCUUUAGUCACAUUGGGCUAUUGGUGGGACUCUCCAUAUACUGUGGCGUGGGUGGCAUGAUAUUCCGACAAUUAGAACGCCCUGCUGAAGUGGAACGUUUACAGUACCUUAAAAAUGUGGUAAAGACAAAACGUGAAAAUUUCAUAAAUGUGAUAAUUAAUAACACAGAUGUCAACAAUUUAGAUCAAUUGCUAAAAUUUGAAUUAGCUAAAUAUGAAGAGGCCGUCCAGGAGGCAGCCGAAGGUGGCCUACUCAUUGAGGCUGAACAAGACUUUCCAGAACCCUAUGAACGCUGGAGCAUACUGCAGGCGGUAUUCUUCUCAUCGACGGUCCUCACAACCAUAGGCUAUGGCAACAUAGUGCCCGUAACAAUCGGGGGCAGAGCAUUUUGUAUAUGCUUCGCAUUAAUAGGCAUUCCUUUUACGCUGACCGUCAUAGCGGAUUGGGGACGUUUAUUUGCGACAGCAGUCUCAGUGCUGGGCAGGCAUAUGCCAAAAACACCAAAAGUUACCAAUUUCAUUGGUCGCACAUGGUUUUAUGCUCUGUCAGCGGUGCUGUUCCUCUGUGUCUAUUUGGCCAUAGGUGCAGGUCUAUUGCUGCUAUGGGAGGAUGAUUGGACCUUUUUUGAUGGUUUCUAUUUUUGCUUCAUCACCAUGACCACCAUUGGCUUUGGCGAUUUGGUGCCAAAGAAACCCAACUAUAUGCUGCUAUGCACACUCUAUAUCCUUAUAGGAUUGGCUCUAACCUCCACCAUCAUUGAGUUGGUAAGACGUCAGUAUGCCACAAGUUGGGCCAAAUUGCAAGAACUUUCCGGUCCCAUGGCUGAGACACUGAGACGUUUAGGCGAGACUGCUGGCACUGGCCUGGAUUACACGGCAUUACAAAAAGUAUUGACGGUUUCCAUGCCCAAAUGGAAUAUGUCACGCAAAGAUCCCAAUAAUGCUGAUAUCGCUGCUUUGGAAGCCAUUACCAAUGCCAUUCUGAAAGAAGUGAAAGAGGCACAAAAUAAUAAACCCAAAGUGUUACAAAUUGUUAUCUACGAAUCAUCGGUGUAGUUAAACAAAAUGCUGAAAACAUGUUUGUAUUUCUAGAAAAGAUUAUUAUAAAAAAUUUCACAUUACAAAUAUUAAUAACAAUUAUAUAAAAUAGCGCUAUAUUAUUGUAAUUAUUAAUAUUAUGUAGUUAGUAAUAUUUAUUUUAUUUAAUAGUUUCUUUUUUCAAAUUUUCCGUUAUAGGUAAUAUUUUUAUAAUAUUUUUAACAUUACACAUUAGGAAGGAAGUUAACGCACACACUUAAGUGUUCUCAUAAAAACUAAAAAAUAUUAAAUAUAGUAAAAUAAAUUUAAUAUAAUUAAAUUUACCUUAAAAUUAAGAAGAAGAUAUCAAGAAAAUAUAUCCUAAAGAAAUCAAUUAUGCAUAUUUAAAUUAAGUUUUGGAGUUAAAUGAAGAAAGAUAAUAAAAUAAUAAAUUUAUAUACAGAUAAAAUAUUUAAUAAAAAAAAGAAAUGCCUACAAAGCCUGCCUUUAAAUAAGGGAAAAUAAGUUUAAACAUAAAUUAUUUUUUAUUUAAAAUAAAUCAAAAUAGCUUAACACAUUCGCCACAUACAUAAUAUUUAUACACAUUUAGCAAAGAUAAAAACAAACCUCCACAAACUUUAAAUUGGUCUUCAAAAUUUGUAAAAAAAAAUCCUUGGAAUGUCUUCGAAAACAAAUUACAUAAUUAGAAACCAUGAAAUGUAUACUCAUAAGAAAUGUCGAUAUUCUAUUGUUAUCAUAAGCUAAGAAAAAACAAAGAAAUAAUAAAAAAAUUAUUUAGGCUAAUUUUCACACGCGCUUAGUUAUAGAAAAAUCCACCCCUUUUUAAAUUCUUUACACUCAAAGAAAUUUGUUAAUAACAACAGUUUUAUAAAAUGGACAUCAAACAACACUCUGCUUGAAUGACAAGAGAACAAAAAAGUCCUACCCAAUUUAUUGGGUUUUAUUUUGAGUGUAAGAUCAUGAAAACGGGGAAAAUAUUGCAUCAAGUUCUAUUAUCCUAAGAAACAAAAAUCCAAUCUAAUCUAGUCACUAAGUAGAUAUACAAAUAUUGCCACUAUUAUUAUUACUAUUACUUUUUUUUCAUUUUCCAUUUUUAGUUAUUUUUAUAUCUUUCAAGUUUUAUUUAUUCUCUUAGUUGCCAUUUGCAUUUUGUAUUUAUUUGUGAUUU
Stomoxys calcitrans (stable fly) is the source of this 2562-nucleotide messenger RNA. RefSeq names its product TWiK family of potassium channels protein 9. Gene Ontology annotation, molecular function: potassium ion leak channel activity. The record is from RefSeq and is a predicted model, not a curated record. Lineage: Eukaryota; Metazoa; Arthropoda; Insecta; Diptera; Muscidae. Gene Ontology annotation, biological process: stabilization of membrane potential; potassium ion transmembrane transport. Gene Ontology annotation, cellular component: membrane. Bases 216 to 1412 code for a protein of 398 amino acids. The transcript has 7 exons.